Messenger RNA from Leptosia nina, 8649 nucleotides. NCBI's taxonomy places the organism in Eukaryota, Metazoa, Arthropoda, Insecta, Lepidoptera, Pieridae. The record is from the annotation of a GenBank genome assembly.
AUGGCUGUGUUAUGGGUGGUUUUAUUUUUGGCCUCAGUGCGGUUAAGUGCUGUUACCGGUCUUCCUAUUGGGGCAACGCCGCAGGCCUACCCUCAUGAGUCAGAUGGGCAAGAAUAUUGGGGUUGGGGCUCGGAGGGUAGCCUGUACAUGCUGCCAGCGCUGGCGUUGGUAUUGACAGCUGUUGGAUUGCUUUUUGGUUGCACAUGGUGUUACCAGCAUAAAGAUUGUAAAAUAUUCACGGCGAGCGCGACGCACCUGCACGAUGCGCGGGCCAGGUCCCAGCCGCCCGACUCGGGCUUCUCGGAGCCGGCCAACAACAACAUCAGCGAGGACAACAACAACGGCCCCAUUUCGCUCAGGGAGAUGCAGAACAUCGCCAACAAUAACGCGACUGCUUACAUCGUCAGCGAGAACGAAGAACGGAAUCGAAUUAACCGGGAAUCCGUGGUCGAGUUCGAGCCGCUGCCUGGAGUACGGGUGCUAGACCCGCUCGAGAGAUGCGCGGAUUGGUUCGCCGGCGAAGACUUUCCCAGGAGUCAGCUGCAGUAUCUACGGGAAAUUGGGCGUGGCUGGUUUGGCAGAGUGGUGGAGGGUGAAAUCGAAGAUGGCCCCACAUCGGGUACAGUCGCUGUCAAGAUCCUAAAUCAAAAUGCCAGCCUUGAAGACAAAGCGCGGUUCCUGGACGAGGCUCGGAUGUACCGGGACAUCACCCACGAAAGCGUCCUGCCGUUUAUCGCCAAAUGCCUCACGGAGGAUCCUUGGAUCCUGAUGUUUGAGUUGUGUUCAAUGGAUCUUCAACAAUACCUCGAGGCGAAUCGUCCCAAGAUGGCAAUAUUGAACGAGAGUGGAGUGCCGUUGCAGCUGAUGUGUGACGUCAGUUCCGGUCUUGCGCAUCUUCACGCCAGGGGAUAUUUGUACGGCACUUUAUGGAGUGGCAGUGUCUUGAUUCGAGGGUCGGAAUCAGUUCGCGCAGUAUUAGGCCAAUACACUGUAAAUGAGCCCCAACACGAUUGUUUUGCGCCCGAGGCUACGAGGCAGCCGCCUGCGCAUACAACGAGCAGCGAAGUUUGGUCCCUAGGAUAUUUGCUAUGGGAAGUGUGCGCGUGGGGCGCACCUCCUCCCCUUACACCUCCACCCCCGCAUCUACCUUGUCCAUAUAGGAACCAUUUGUACCAAGUCAUGCAACUCUGUUGGAAUCCUAACCCAGAAAGUCGUCCGACGGCCGCCCAAGUACACGCACUAUUAAACCACUUGCACACAACACACUCUCAUACUGAAACAGAUGACCAACACUUUGAAGAGCGAUGGCAAAGACUGAAACCGAACACUAUCCCCAAAGUCGACGAGCACAUAGCCAUCGUCCACGCUCCGUCCACCUCCACAGAUUCACAAUUUGGCUCCGAUCUCGAGUUUGAAAGCGCACAAACGAUCCACGACUCCCUAAGCGUCGGUGACACAGCUGUGUCUCGCUCGAGCAGCAUUAUGUCCGAUAAAGAACCCCUCUCCGUGCAAAUGAAGUCCGAGAGUCUCAAUAACCUGCACGGCUCCUUUGAAGACGUGAGGAACAUCUACCUAACACACAACGAAGCGGCCGCCCUUGAAUGCCACCAGGGCAACAUUGGCUACGAGGAGAGAGAACAAGACCGCUCUGACAGUUCGGUCGAUCCCUGGCUCAAAGAGAUCAUCGCCGGCAGUCAAGACGAUGUCAGCUAUUUCAAAGAUGUCAGCGACGUGAUAAAGAACCUGGAUAACAUGUUGAAUUCAGAGAAAACUUCGAGUUCAGAAUCCAGCCAUCAAGCGAGCCCAUCGAGGGACAACCUCAGUUUGGAAUGCAAAAAGGAUCACCCAAUGCAGACGAGCCUCGUAAAGUCUCCGGGGAUCAGAAACUUCCAAAACAUUCUAGAGAUGGGUUUCGAUAAGGCGACGGAAGAGGAAGCAUGCGAUGAUGACGUCGAUCGUGACACCAUAGGAACCCUAAGCCAUUCAUUCGAACGCCACAGUGACAACACCAGCCAGUAUACCCUAGAAAAUAUUACCCCCGAAACGCCAAUCAAAGAUUUUACCACGAAUCUUUUCGAAUCUAUGAACGAACAGAACAUUAGAAUAAGUAACGAGUGUAAGUCUUUGCCAGAUGAAGAAUUGCCAAAUGAUAAUAUAGAAGAUAAAGAAUUCAAAGUACCUAAAUUGAAGGAAUUAACGACGGAUGAAACUAAGUCAGUAGCUUUAAUACAGAGUGAAGGAAUUGAAAAAGCCGAAGCGAUUUGUAGUAGCGAAGUAAGCCAAAAUCGAGACUUGAAUAUAGAAAAUACAACAUUGAAUAAUAAACAUGAAGAUAUAAAUGCACUAGUCAAUGAAACUAAAUCUAAUUUUGCUACAAUACCUGAUAGUACUUCCGAACCACUCAACGAAACAUUAAUACCACAGCGAAUUGAAAAUGGCUUUGCCCAAACUAGUGUUAUCGGGCCUAAAGAUAAAUCUUAUGUAUCCGAUAAUAGACUAGACGAUACUCUUACGCCUAAUAUUUAUGUAGCCACAGAUAAAAGUAAUCUAACUGAUUCCAAUUGUCUUCCAAAAGCUAUUAUACAUCAAACUGAGAUAUUUUUAUCGAAUGAAGUUGAGGCACAACAGAUGCCAAUUGACGUUGAUAAUGUUAAAGAAAUGGUGGAGGAGAAAGUUAAAGAGGUAAAUGAACAGGAACGACCAAAAGAGAACAUAGCAUUGAGAGAUGAUUCAUCUACACAUCUACAAUCUUUAAGAAUAGAACUUAUUCAUGAUAACCAAGAGAACGUUGAGAAGGCAAGUGACUUUGCCUCAGAAAAUGUUGUAGUUACAUCAAAGGCUGAAGGUAUUUCUUCGUCUAGUGAGUUAAUUGUAGAUUCUGUGCCGAAAGAUUUGGUAAACGAGGAAUGUAUAAGUGAAUCGGAAAAAGCACAGGACUUAUUAGAACAUGUAGGAACGUUUACAGAGCUUCCUGACUUAGUACAAAUAUGCGAUAGCUCAGCCGUGGCUAAUAACAAAUCUCCAAUGAUAUCUCAGUUGAGUCAUGAAAAAGUGCAAAACGGAAAUGAUCACAUACCUUCAGAUUCUUUGGGUGAUGAAUUUAGCAGUGUGGAUCAAAUUACAGCCGAAAAUGGAAUAAUACCAGAUGAAUUAUCUAUUAACAGCACAGUUUAUAUGGAUAUUGAAGGUAGCGCGAAAGAUGUGUCAAAAGUUAUCAAGGAUAAUGCCACUGAUGUGUCCACAUACAUAGAAAAUACAUCUUUUGUCGAAGAAAAAAAUGAAUCCACAAUGUAUCUAGAUCUCCCUAGCGUCAUUAGAGAAAUGGAUGUUUUCUUACACUCCGAAAAAAUAUUAAGUAGUGCUGAGGUGGAAUUUAAGGACAACGUUCACGCAAGUACGCCAAUCGGCAGCAAUAGUUCUGUCGAUAAUGUAGUCGUAGACCCUGAAGAUGCACCUGCCGAUUUAGAAAUAGCACCAGACUAUAAUCUUGCGAUAGCCCUAACAAAACUCGAACAAAAAACAGUUCUCGACACUUAUAGCCCGUUCGAAUCGCCUACGAAGAGCCAUCAAACCGACACUUAUGAUGAGAACAGUUCAGUCGUAUUGGGACCCUUUGAGAACUGUUCCCUCGAAAUAUUCAAAGGCUUGAAAACCGGCAGCGACUUAGUCGAUUUGCCUAAAGAGGAGCUUUUGGCGUUCUCCUCAAAUUUCAGCGAGAUCAAUCUCGAAACGCCGUCGCCGUUGCGCGACGGAAAUUUCUUGAAUGAAGUACCGGAUUUAAACGAUGAUUCACAGUACGAGAACGUUAGUGAACCAAAACGUGGCGAUGAAGCUCAAACUGAUAACAAUACAGAUGAAACAGAGGAACAAUCUACUACUGAGAAGCGCGUAUCUCCGUCCACACCGCCAAAUUCACCGGGCAACAUUCUAGCUUCGUCAUCGCAAGCCUAUUUAGUCGAUAUCGAUUUAGAGACCGAACCGAUUCAAAACAUCGAUAUUAACGAAAUCGAAGUGUCACAACUAGCGAUAGCCGAAAACGAAAAUAAUAUGAAUCUGGAAUACUCCGGACCACUGGUUGAAGAAGGAUUGAUUGAUUCCUUGGUAAUGAACGAAACAGUUGCGGAAUCAGUCUUGGCGGGCAAUGGGAGAGUUGACGAGACUGAGAAUACAGCUAUCGACGCCGAACGAAUGAAGGAGCUGAGGAACGAGUUGGAACUGAAACUGCCAUUAGCCCAGGUGGCCGGCAUCGAACCCGCUAGCUCCUGGACAGAACUGCCUCCUCCGCCGGAGUUACUCGUCACGUAUGGAGCUCUUAGUCCCAUAGCUGAAGAAACUGGACACCAGCUGACUGCGUAUGAGAACGAUGAUAAUUGGAACACGUCCGUCCGCACGGAAUCGUCCGAGAGUUACCCAGAACCAGCCAACAAUUCCACCGACGAGAUGACUGAGCUUCCGACCGGUUUGGCCAGUGCUACGCAACCCUCGCGAGAUCACUCCACCUAUACAAUUCAUUCCCACCAGACUUAUACUCUGCAUAAGGACGCAACGGCUAGCAGAGAGAUCACAAUGAGCGCUGACAGUCUUAACUGUAGUCCACUGAAGAAAGUCGUAGAGGAGCCCACGUCCCCGAUUAACGAUAAAACUUACACUAAGGAGGACGACGAUAAGGAAUCAAACUAUGAAAGAUUGUCGCAAGUCUCACCUUGUCUUAUAAGCCCUACUACAGACACCUCCGCGCCUGAUAACUCCGACAUGAACGCAGCCCUUUCAACUCUGUCCAAACCCACCUUGCCCACAGAUGCUAAAUCGUCGAAACCAUCAGAAACCCAAUGCUUAUCUAAAGCUACUAGUAUCGAUUCCUGGUGUUCCAAUGACACACUGUACAACGUGGAGGAAAACUUUGAUGACCUGGCGAUGGAUCCUGAUCUGCCUCUAGAUUACGAAGCAGAAAGGGAUAAAAGUGAAAGUGAAGAUACUCUCACUCAUAACGAUGAUGACAGAGAGUUGAGUCACACUUACAUCAUUCACGAUAGUAAGUCUGAGGCCUGUGACACUUUUUCUCCGGAUUCUAUCACCGCGAAUGAUAAUUAUACAUACACCAAAGUGAAAACUGGAACUACUCCGUCAGCAAACACCAAGUCUGAUCUCAAUGACUCAAAGAAUACUCAAACUAAAGACUUGGCUUACGGUACGCUCGGCUCCGGUAUGCCCUCGUUCUCGAAUUGCACUACGGAACUCGCUUCCGGCUUCGAGGACACGUGGAAGCUGCCACAGCCAGAGUUAGUCAGAAGAUCUCCUAUAGGAGACGAGAUUAUUUUUUCCCCGCCGACACAGGUCGAAGAAAAGAGUAUAUCCUUACAAAACCCGAAAAUGCUUAAGCCUCAGCUUAAUAAAAUGGACAGUGUUGAUACGAUUUUUUUCAAAGACGACAAAGAAAUCGAACAUCCUGAAGUUAAAAACAAUAGUCCCAAUUUCAAAGGCGUUACUAACGCCGUUACAAGUACCCCGGUUCUAGAGACAGAAGAAGAUAAUAAAGAUGUGGUACCGUACCCUUUAUCACAGAUGACUGCAAACACGGAAGAUAUAAGCGCUAUUAAUAUAUCAACUAAAGAGUCGUCGCCUAAUAAGAAUAAUGAUGCAAUUGAUAAACUCUACGCUACUCCCUUUCUAGAACGUGAGAGUGAAAUGGCAGAUUCAAAAUUUGAAUCUUUCUUUAAAUCGGCGGAAAUACAACCCCAAGAUUUUUCACAUAUUAAUAAUGAUAGGUUGGGUAAUGCUGCUAAUAGUGCUUCUGAUCAAAAACUCGCAUCACCAAAAGAUUCUGAGUUGACUGAAGGUAGCUUAAAAAACUACACAGCAUUUUUUACAUCGGCCGAAAUAAGACCACAGAACCUAUCUAGUCUAACCGCUGAAAGCAAAAAAGAAACAUUCGAUUUAGAUGAAAUAUUAGAUAAAAAUGUAAUAGGUGAGCUGGAUGUCGACAGCAGUCCAAAAAACGUUGAAAUGCAUGCCCAGUUAUUGCAACCUAACAACAUUUGUAACUCUGAUGUUGAUGAGGCCAACAAAGUCUUAAAUUCAGUACCUGUAUUAAAAGGAUUAGAUACUUCUUCUAAAAGCCAUACGUGUGAAAUGAGUGACGAUAAAAGUAUUCCGGCUAUACCAGAUGACUCCGAAACUAGUCUUAACAGCUUGAUAAAUUUCCAAUCUUUCGCACGGUCAGCGGAAUCUCGGCCUCAAGAUAUAUCGAAGCAAGAUGACACGAAUUCGACCGAAGUAUCUGACAAUCGACAACAACAGAGCCAAAACGGAGACAGCCUAGCCGUAUCCAAGAACGCGCUUUCGUAUUCUGAUUUUGAGAAUUCAGCUUCAGUAAAACCUCAAGAUAUGCACAGUUUAAAUAGGUCUAAUCAGAGCGACGAGAGCGGAGUCGUUCCAGAUGGAUUCCGAAAUUUUGAGAUCACUGCGAGGGAACGGCCGCAAGAUCUGUUCUCACUUAUCGAUUCUAGUUCUCUGUUCCUGAACAGUGAGAGAACAGCUAGUGAGCGCGUAAACUGUCUUUUCAGCCAAAAGAUUGACCAGCCUUCUACCAGCAAAGUUGAACCGUCGGUCAUAAUAAAUCCAACUUUUUCCUCUUAUACAAAUUCGCCAGAUCGCGAUGGCCAGCCGAAUAUAUUUGUAACUGAUUUGGAUAUGGACGAUGAAAAUGAGCAGCCCCAUUCUAUAAUCAUCACUGAAACUCCAAUGCUAGCUAAAAUGAGUCCAAAUAUAUGCAAUAUUAGUGACCAAAACGAUCCUAAUUCACCUACAGCAGAAAAUACAAUAGAAAAUACCGAUAUUGACUCAGGACUGCUAGAUUAUGAUAGAUUAUUAAAUAAAUCUUUUGUGGAAGAUUUAAAAGAACCGACUACUAAGGAAAACGAAGAAACGCAAUGUAACGGAACCAACGAAGUUUUCGCCACGGUACACUUUCUGAACGAAACGUUCGAAGAGCUGGUGGAAAGUAACGUGGACGAAAGUGAUGUAAAUGAGACGAAUAAAGGCAACUUGAAUGUGUCCAAAAAGCAAAGUAGUUCGGACGGCGAUGAAAGAGUGACGGCCGUGACACAAGAUUUCCUACAAAAUGAGAAGAAUUUUUGUGAACUCGAUGCUUUCUUUCCGCUUUUAAGUGACAUACGAUUCACAGGUCCCGGUUCAGAAAUAAUGAGUACAUCAUUCACGCACGACUCUCCCACUGAGCCGACGUCUCCCGAGGGCGAAAGAGAUAGCACCACCGAAAAAGAUAAACCAUCGGAGUUGUUGAAAGAGUGGGACAGCGAUACUGAUUCGCAUUCUACGAAUUCAUCUAGCGGAGAAUUUAUAUGGAAGCAAAGAGAUAGCGGUCAGCCGAGUCGCGCUGAAGCUGGUGAAUCAUUGCAAGAAGCGUCUUCUGUCGGAUCCGGGGACUCGGGCUCCGGGUCGGGCUCCGAGGGGGAGGAGGUCGAGUUCGUGCCAUCUUCCUGGGAUUGCCGUGCGGCACCCGCUAAGUCAUCACUGAGGAGCUUGGAACAACCAGCUGACGGCAAGAAACGGGUCGUAUUCAAACGGCAAAAGUACCACUGCGUGUACGAGUACCCUCGGGAAGCGAGCGACCUCGACGUGGAGUCGCCUGCGCAUUACCUCCCAGAUUUCUCGACUUAUUGCGAAUGGGACCCGCGUAGCGCUGAAGAAGCGGAGGUUGGUUACGGGCAGCUGUUUGCCGCGCCAAGUCCACUUGAUAUGUUUCCGUUGAGGGGGGGCAUCGCUUUCGGAGCCGACUACGAUGAGGACUUUUACAUAACUUCAACGGCACGGCCCUUCGAACUGGGUGUGCUCUCUACGAGCAGUCAGUUCUUCCCCGGGAUGCACCUAAAGCAGUCUCUCCUACCAGAACAGGAUGACUUCCCACCGCCUCCCUCUCCACUUCCCCCGUUAGAUCCUUCGCCCCUCCCCCUGUCUCAAACGCGUACUCCUUCCUUAGAUUUCACCACCCCCGAUUCUGGGGUGGAAGACAUUACUCCUGGUUCCACGGUUGAUGAGGAUAUAAAGAUGACGGAAUCAUGGAAACCAGAUAGCACCAGCUCGAGUGAAUCGGUGAGUCCGAGCUCGCCGGGUGGAGAGUUAGGAGGUUUAAGACACACGAGGGAUAAGCUAAAGCUGGAUUUGCCUCCUAGCCCCCACCUUCCCUCACCCCGGCAUAACAGGGUGUUCAACUUUGUCUUGGAUAAGCCGAAGCGACCAGCUGAAUCCAAUACUCCAUUAGUAAUGAGUGACGAGACCCCAAUAAUGAUGGCGUUGCCAGUCUCGAAACGGGACGACCCAAUACCAGAACCAACGUUCUCCACGUUCGGCAAACCGACCUGCAAGUCCACUGCUGACUCGAAGAACAUUGUUCUGACGGAUAAUGCUGCAUCACCUGAGGCCCAGCAAGAAGAACUAAUUUCUGAGGCUACAGAAAAUCCAGAGAUUUCGAAUGUGCCAGAAAUUAUAAUGAAAGCCGAUAUCGAGGAGAAGGCAGACAAAGUUGAGCCCGUGAAGGGUGAAGGCACUGUUCUGGACAGUGGCGAUGAAGAUUCAGGUAUAGAGAGCAGUUCUAAAGCUACCCUUGAACGAAAACCUGCCAACGUCACGUAG